Notodromas monacha is the source of this 609-nucleotide messenger RNA. Lineage: Eukaryota; Metazoa; Arthropoda; Ostracoda; Podocopida; Cyprididae. The record is from the annotation of a GenBank genome assembly.
UGGGAAUAUCGAGGCAACACCAGUAUCGUCCUCAUCGAACACAUUCUCCGGAAGAAUAUGGCCAUCGGAGUCAUCCACGAACCUUCACAACAACUCGUUGGCUGGUUCUUAAUGCAAGAGACAGGAUGCCAAGGAAUCUUGCACGUGACGGAGGAACACAGAGGAAAAGGAAUCGCUCAAGUACUGGUCCGGGAAAUGCAAGAAACCCUUUUGGGUUUGAACCUCGAACCCGUGAGCGUCAUCUUGGACACAAACGAACCCAGUUACCGUUUAUUCAGAAAGUCUGGCUACGACGCUGAGCAUUCCGUACAAACCCCAUUUCCACCACAGAAGUGGAACAUUCAUCAGGCUGUGCUCAUUGAUCUUGGCGCAACUAACAAUUUCAGUGAAGCUUGGAAUUGCUAUUUCAAUGGACUGGUUGGAAAGAAAAAUCCCACCAUUUGUUUACUAAUUCGCUGCCUGAAACAAGACGCUGCAUCAGUUGCUACAACGCUGAAGAAAUUUGACAAAGAUGGGACAUCCCAUGCAAUGAGAAGAGCAUCCUUGGAAUCCGGAAAACACGGUGGACUCUUAUUGGUGCAAGGCACUCGCAACGACAGCAUUUCGUGA